This is a messenger RNA of Brassica oleracea var. oleracea, 2732 nucleotides long. Its product is annotated as chromosome partition protein Smc. The record is from RefSeq and is a predicted model, not a curated record. The transcript has 2 exons. Bases 250 to 2511 code for a protein of 753 amino acids. Gene Ontology annotation, biological process: reciprocal meiotic recombination. NCBI's taxonomy places the organism in Eukaryota, Viridiplantae, Streptophyta, Magnoliopsida, Brassicales, Brassicaceae.
UUUUAGUUUUAUCCAAAGUCGGAUCCUUUUCAAUGAUACCAUUGCCUUCUCCACUGCGAUCCCCUCCCUUACCUUAUUGCAGCUUUACAUUUUGCAUUUGUAUUCCCUCUCCCUUCUUAGAUUCUUCUUCCUUCGAUUUGGGUUUGCUCUCUUAAACCCUCUUUUAAAGGUCACUUCUUUAAUUUGAUCCUGUUUCUGAAACAUUGAUUUAGGGUUCUAGUGUUUGAGCUCGAGUGAUAUGCUCUGGUGAUGGGUUUCUCUCAGGCUAUUCGCCUGAAUCUGUCUUCCUACUCGUCUCUCUCUCCCUGCCAGACAAGAGUGAACCAGAAGCAGAAGACUCUUGUUGCGUUCCUCACCAGUUGUAGAAAGGGAAAGAGACGUUCUUCACUCACUGUUAAAUCAGUUCUGAACAAUACAAGACCAAGCUUCAACGACAAUGGAACAGCCGAGGAGCCUUCAAAGAUUCUUUUGGAUAAACUAUUCGCUCGGACACAGGAACAAACGAAUGAGAACUCGGUGUAUCCUCCUUACUCGAGCCUUGGGGGGCUUGAGUCUGACCUUCAAGCUGCGCUAAUGGCUUUGUUGAAACGGGAAGAAGACUUGCAGGACGCAGAGAGGAAGGUUCUCUCCGAGAAGAAGAAACUAAACCGAGCAAAGGAAGGGUUGGAGAAACGGGAGAGAGUAAUCUCCGAAGCUUCCUUGAAGCACGAGAGUCUACAAGAGGAGCUGAAGCGUGCGAACGUGGAGUUAGCUUCACAGGCCAGAGAGAUUGAAGAGUUAAAGCAUAAGCUCAGGGAAAGAGACGAGGAGCUUGUCGCUAUGCAGUCGUCAUUGACUUUUAAGGAACGUGAGCUGGAUCGAAUGCGCGUUGAGAUUUCAAUCAAAACCAAGGAGGCUUCCGUGGCGAGUUUUGAGUUUGAGAACAAGUCACUGCUCUUGAGCCAAGCGAAUGAGAUUGUGGAGAGACAAGAGGGUGAGAUAGAAGCGCUUCAGAGAGCACUCAAGGAGAAGGAAGAGGAGCUAGAGGUUUCUACAGCGGCGAAGAAGCUUGAGCAGGAGAAGCUUAGAGAAACAGAAGCUAACUUGAAGAAGCAGACGGAAGAGUGGUUAGUGGCUCAGGAGGAAGUGAGCAAGCUUCAGGGGGAGACAGUGAAGCGCUUAGGAGAAGCUAAUGAAACCAUGGAGGACUUUAGGAGAGUGAAGAAGCUUCUAACCGAUGUGAGAUUCGAGCUAAUUUCUUCUCGGGAAGCUUUGUUAUCUUCAAGAGAGCAGAUGGGAGAAAAGGAAGUACUGUUGGAAAAACAGUUAGAGGAACUCGAGGAGCAGAGGAGAAGCGUGUUGUCGUAUAUGCAAAGCUUGAGAGAUGCUUGCGGUGAAGUGGAGAGUGAGAGAGUAAAGCUCAGAGUCGCUGAGGCUAAGAACUUUGCACUCGAGCGAGAGAUAUCAAUCCAAAAAGAACUGAUUGAGGAGCUACGAGAGGAGUUGAAGAAAGAGAGAUCUCUGUUGGAGCAAGCUAUGCAUGAUGUCUCCACCAUUCAAGACGAGCUUGACAAAAGAACUAAAGAGUUUCAAUUCUCGCAGACUCUACUUCAGGAGAAAGAGUCAAGCUUGGUGGAGGCUAAACUAGAAAUUCAGCAUUUAAAGUCUGAACAAGCUUCUCUAGAGCUGUUACUUCAAGAGAAAGAUGAAGAGCUCACGGUAGCGAGGAAUCAGUUAGAAGAAGUGAACCGGGAGGUUACAGAGCUGAAGAUGCUUAUGAGAACUAGAGAAGAUCAGCUUACGCAGGCGACUGAGUUGCUGAAGGAGAAAGAUGUCCACCUUAACAGAAUCGAAGGCGAGUUAGGCAGUUCCAAGAUUCAAGCCAGUGAAGCUGAGAUGGUGGUGGGGAGAAUCGCAGAGCUGACGAGCAGAUUGGUUCAAGAUCAGAUGCAGCAACAACCACUUGAGAAACAGCCUUAUGGUGAUUACGGGAUGGAGAACAAACGGCUAGUGAUGGAGUUAAACUUCACCAGAGAGAAUCUACGGUUGAAAGAAAUGGAAGUUUUAGCUGCGCAGAGGGCUCUGACGUUGAAGGACGAAGAGAUAAAUGUACUCAUGGGAAGACUAGAAGCCAAGGAGAGGGAAGUCAAGAAACUAAAAGAAGAAACGGUUAAUGACAGUGAAGAUUUGAAAAUGCUAUAUGCAUUGGCACAAGAGAGGAUCGAGGGGAGAACGAUGGGUGAUCUAGCCAUAGAGAAGCUUCAGCUUGACGCGGCUCAACUUGAAGUGGAAGCUGCGACGAGCGCGUUGCAGAAGCUUGCGGAGAUGAGCACAGAGCUUUUAACUCAAGCUGACAUGAGUGUGGAGGCAGAUUCUGAUAUUGUUGUAGUGCCAGAGAACGAAAACAGUUCAGCCGAUUGUAUUGCCGAGGUGAAAUCAGAAGUUGGGAGGCUCUGGUCGUUGACAGAGAGACUCCUAGAGAAUGCAGGAAUCGUUGAUGGUACUACAUCCACAUGCAUUAAUGGAUUAUGAAGAUUAGAUGAUACGGAUGAACUUUAUAAGCUUGAUCUGUGAUGUGAUUUUUUGUGUGUGGAUAUAUGUAGAGUUACCGGGUGUUGAAUAAAUGUGUUGUCUCAAAACUAAGAUUGUUCUGCAUACAAGGAUUGUCUUUGUGAAGGUUAGACAUGUAACAAGAGACUUGUAUCCUCUUUGUUCUUCUUGUAAGAAUAAAACAUCUGUGAUCUUCAAUGACA